GGAGACACUUAUUUUUUUGGCUCAGAAAAUGUGUUUGCAGAAUGCUUGUCAUUCAUGAAGAAAUAAGAGUUUAUAGAAGUUUAUGCCCCAUAGGCAAUAAAUAUGGAAUAAUAUGCUGUACAGAAAUAUUCCCAAAAUAAGGCUCUCUAAGAAUAUAGGAUCAAAUUCCCGCAUACUUGGGAAGUGAGAAAAUAUUUUGAUGUCAAUAAGAAUUGCAAUUAAAAUCUUUAGUCAGAUCUCAGGAGAAAAACAAUUGCAGUGUUUAAAAAAAGGCUGAAGCCUUAUAAUUCCAUAGAAAUGGCUACAGAAACCAUUUGGCUUUCUACUGAUCAAACUCUGUCUCCAAGUACUUGCUGCCACAGACAACAGAAAAUAAAAAUCAGCAGAGAUUGGAACAACAAAAUCACGCCAGAAUCUUUUGUUUUGUUGUAUUUUGCUUGUGGCUCAUAACUAGAAUGUAGCACCAUUAUAAUUUUCUAAAAGCUUUUUGGACUGAGUUUUGAGUGUGUUUCUGGUCUGCUUUCCCACCCUCUGCCAUAAACAAAUAACCUGCAUCUGGUUUUGUAUCCUGUAUUUCAGAUUCGCAGCUCCCUAGACCCCACUUUUGUGCCUCUGUAAAUGCAUCAGCCCCGGGAGCUGAUGCAAGUGGCUGGAACCUCUUUCCCUACACUAUAAUCUAAUGCACUUACGAGCCAAUGAAUAUGUGGCAAAGGAGGGGCUUUCUGGCUGAGGGGCUCUGGCAGAGGAACAGCUGUUGAGCAGCAAAACCUUACCCAGAGCCAGGCAAACACACUCAUUCACAUCCUCAGUGGCUCUGUGCUGCCAGGGGGGGCAAGGCAGCUACCCCCCUCCUCCUCCUCCUCUCUCUGCAAAAAGUGAGCAAACUUGCACAGAGAAACAGAAAGGACAACAAACCUCAGCCGUGAGACAUUUCAGCAGAUCCAGCAAUGGCCUGGGCCAGUAAUUUCUCCUGGUUAAACCACCUUGCUCUACAUGAAGAACGCCUCAGGGGGUACUUAAACAGCACUGAGGAUUAUUUAACCUUCCUGUGCGGGCCCAGACGGAGCCACCUGUUCCUGCCCAUGGCUUUGGUGUACUCGGUGAUCUUCGUGGUCGGGGUGGUGGGGAACUUCUUGGUUUGCCUCGUCAUCCUCAAGCACCGCAGCAUGAAGACCCCGACCAACUACUACCUGUUCAGCCUGGCGGUCUCAGACCUGCUGGUGCUGCUCUUCGGGAUGCCCCUGGAAGUGUACGAGAUGUGGAGCAACUACCCCUUCCUGCUGGGGCCCGUGGGCUGCUACCUGAAGACGGCCCUCUUCGAGACCGUGUGCUUCGCCUCCAUCCUGAGCGUGACGGCGCUGAGCGUGGAGCGCUACGUGGCCAUCCUGCACCCGCUGCGCGCCAAGCUGGCCAGCACGCGCCGCCGCGCCCGCAGCACCGUGCUGGCCCUCUGGCUGCUCUCCGUGCUCUUCGCCCUGCCCAACACGGGCACCCACGGCAUCGCCCUGCAGCACUUCCCCAACGGCACCCUGGUGCCCGGCUCCGCCACCUGCACCGUGGUCAUGCCCCUGUGGAUCUACAAUUGUAUAGUGCAGGUCACUUCUCUGCUCUUCUAUGUGCUGCCCAUGGGGGUGAUAAGUGUGCUGUACUAUCUGAUGGGGCUAAGACUGAGAGGAGAUGAAUCUUUGGAAGUGGAGGAAAUGGCUGUGAAUGUUCAGAGGCCAUCCAGGAGAUCAGUCACCAAGAUGCUGUUUGUCCUUGUGAUAGUUUUUGCCAUCUGCUGGGCCCCAUUCCAUAUAGACCGACUUUUCUUCAGCUUUGUUGUGGAAUGGACUGAGCCCUUGGCCAAUACCUUCAACUUAAUUCACGUGGUGUCAGGUGUUUUCUUCUACCUGAGCUCUGCCACAAACCCCAUCAUUUACAACCUGCUGUCCCAGCGCUUCAGGAUGGCUUUCCUCAGUGUGAUUUCUCCUUGCUGCAAGCACUGUGCCCCUAAACAUCCCACCUGCAAGAUUUCAUGCAAGAAGAGCAUGUUUGUGAUUGAGGAUCACAAUCUCAUGGACUCUGCUGAAAACACGAGCCUCCCUGGCACUCACAGGACAUCUGUCAGCAGUUCUCAGCUCUCCACUGGCCUGUGACUUUCUGUGCUGUCAUCCAGGUGAGAGAGAAAAGGUUAAGAAAAUUAAGAAACUAAAGCAGAAGAAAACUUCCUAAAUUUCAGCAAGAAUUGCUCAGGAGGUGUCCCACUGAAUGAAUGGAGGAGGAGGCUGUAUUUAGGAUGUGUUAGGGAAGCACUGUGCUGCCCCCCAGCUAAUGGGAGGGCUGGAAAUGGGAGUGUGCUCACUGCAAGCUGUGCCAGCAAAGAGCUGCUUUGAGAGCUCCCAACAUUGCCAGCACGGGAGAGGGAAUCAGCUCAGCCAAGUCUUACCAAAUAGCUUCUUGUGCAGCAACCAAAACAUCAGUUUUCACUUAUUUUGAAACAGGACAGUUUUCUGCAUAAGCCUUCUCUCCCCACUUCCAGCUUUAGGUAAGCCAAUCCCUCUUUCCUCUGCUGCAACAUUUUGAGGUAUGGCUGUUGCAAACCUCUGCUGUCAAUGUUAGCAAACAGGCAAGAAUGAGAGCAGCUCAGAGCUGGGCUGAUGAACACCAGCUACCAGCAACAGCUAUUUCUGGGCCAGAAAAACAAGGGAGACAACAACUCUAAAAUAA
Molecule: messenger RNA, 2709 nt
Organism: Motacilla alba alba
Lineage: Eukaryota; Metazoa; Chordata; Aves; Passeriformes; Motacillidae
Gene: NMUR2
Product: neuromedin U receptor 2
Exons: 4
Coding region: 948-2138 (396 amino acids)
Biological process (GO): G protein-coupled receptor signaling pathway
Cellular component (GO): plasma membrane
Molecular function (GO): neuromedin U receptor activity
Source: RefSeq, a predicted model, not a curated record